AUGUUCUUUUCCAUUGUCAGACGCCAGGCUACGCCCGCCUACACUGCUCUUCUAAACUCCAUCAAGGUGGACUUGAAGCUGGCCAUGAAAGCCAAGCAGAAUACCGAGAAAAACACCAUCAGAGCCAUUUUGUCUACCAUUAAAAAUAAUGAGAUCGAUGGAGGUGAGCAAUCUGAGUUUGAGUUGAGCAAAGUGCUCAACAAGAUGAUCAAGCAGCGUAUUGUGUCUGCCAAUGAAUACCAACAGCAGAACAGAACCGAUUUGGCUGAGGUAGAGACUCAGGAAAUUGAUAUCAUUCGCAAGUACGUCUUGAGUUUACCUGUAGCCAGUGACGAGGAGAUCACCAAGAAGAUCGUGGACUUUUUGACUGAUUUGAAGGCCAAGGACUCGUCGAUGCAUGUUGGAGCAAUUUUCAAACAGAUUACCGAUGAAUUGGCAAAUACAUGGGGAGCAGCACCUUCGGUGAUCAAGUCCAAGAUUCCUCAGCUCUACAAGGAUAUUUUCCAGAAGUGA
Molecule: messenger RNA, 513 nt
Organism: Sungouiella intermedia
Lineage: Eukaryota; Fungi; Ascomycota; Pichiomycetes; Serinales; Metschnikowiaceae
Source: the annotation of a GenBank genome assembly